Molecule: messenger RNA, 1026 nt
Organism: Cyphellophora europaea CBS 101466
Lineage: Eukaryota; Fungi; Ascomycota; Eurotiomycetes; Chaetothyriales; Cyphellophoraceae
Exons: 1
Coding region: 1-1026 (341 amino acids)
Source: RefSeq, a predicted model, not a curated record
AUGCUCCGGCUCCCUCUCCCUCUACGAGCAUUGUGCCUCUUCUACAUCGCCCUAUCUGCGUCUGUCCGCGCCGCAGAUCCGCAAGCCCCCUUGUCUUCCCAAAAGCGUCGUGGCUACAAAACGGGCGACCUUCUCCCUGUCUCCUGUCUCAAUCGCACAAUCGACACAGGCGAGCACAUUACCGAUUCGCACGGCAACCUGCAAUACAUCCCCUUCCCGACCUGCAAUGAGACAUCCCAGCCCCUGGCCUUCCCCUACAACACGCCGCUCACGCAGACCUGCACCAUCGACUCCCUCCCCGACGAGCUCUAUCAUCUGAUCGAGUUCUUCGUCCACAGCGACGUGCCCCUGACCUGUCGGGUACCCACCUACCCGCUCGACGCCACCGACGCGCUCGAAAGCGGCACCUCGGCCGGCGUAGGCUCCACGUCCGACGUGGACACCUGGACCCCCUUCACCAUCGCCGUGCAGGGCACGCUCCAGACCUCGCAUCUGCACCUACACACCAACAUCAACGUCCUAUUCCACACCUCCAUCGACGACCCCGUGUCCUCUUCCACCACCACCAGCAAAAAACCCAAGAAUGCGCCCGCGGCGCCGCAGUCCCACCUGAUCGCCUCCGCCGCGUACAGCGUGCCGAACCCCAGCCUCUCGUCGCCCAAGGAGGGAGUCAAGAUCAUCCGCUACGAGCCCCUGGAGUUCACGUUCAAUGUCGCGUGGGUGGACGGCGACGUGCUGCCGGGCAUGGUGGGGCGGCCCGUCCUGGGCGUCCGGGACCACAGCGUGGGCUUCAGCCUGCUGAGCUUGAUGGGGUUGGCGGCCGCGGCGGGCUUUGGCGCCCUCGGCAUGCUGUUGUGGGAGCGCAAGAAGAGCGGGCGGACGAGAGGGAACGGGUUGUUGGGUGGGAAUGUUGGCGCUGGGGGCGGCGUUGGCGGGAUGGGAAACGGGGGUGUGGUGAGGAGUUCGGGGUAUGGGGGGUACGGGGGGUAUGGGGGCUAUUCUAACGGGAUAGGGAAGAGAGACUGA